Aspergillus aculeatinus CBS 121060 is the source of this 496-nucleotide messenger RNA. RefSeq names its product thiamine-binding protein. The transcript has 4 exons. Bases 67 to 405 code for a protein of 112 amino acids. Gene Ontology annotation, cellular component: cytosol. Lineage: Eukaryota; Fungi; Ascomycota; Eurotiomycetes; Eurotiales; Aspergillaceae. The record is from RefSeq and is a predicted model, not a curated record.
ACCUUCCUAGCUCCCAAGCAAGAAACAAGUCAGCUAGUACGAACCAACCAACCGACCCAAAUCAAAAUGGUUUUCCAGACCCCACCCAUGACCACCCCGGAGUACUGCACCGCAGACUUCUCGCUUAUCCCCAUCGGCUCCAAAGACGUCUCGUUCUCCAAGCAAGUCGCCGAGAUCCAGCGUCUGAUCCAGAACACCGGCCUCAAGUCCCAGAUGCAUGCCACCGGCACCACCGUGGAGGGAACAUGGGACCAGGUAUCGCAGACCAUCGGAUGCGCUCACACCAUGAUCCAUAACGAGGGGGUGGGCAGGAUCCAGACGGAUAUCCGCAUCGCAACACGGACCGAUAAGAUGCAGCCGAUGGAGGAGAGUAUCUCCUCCGUGCAGCGGGUGUUGUCUACUUGAUUGUGAUGCGAUGCGAGCCAUGUUCGGGGAUACGAACAGUGACGAUUGGUGCUUUGUGUUGCUUGGUGGAGUGCGGAUUGUUGUACUGGGA